AUGGAGUCGCUAAAGCUCUACAACUCUCUGAAGCCGGGCGCUCCAGUACCUUUUAUUCCCAUUGAGAAGGGUAAGGUUUCCUGGUACGCUUGUGGUCCGACUGUGUACGACAAGAGUCACUUGGGCCAUGCUCGCAACUAUGUCUCGACAGACAUCAUUCGCCGAAUUUUGAUGCACUAUUUUGGCUUCGAGGUCAACUUUGUCAUGAACAUUACCGACAUUGACGACAAGAUCAUUAUCAAGGCACGACGACAACGAUUGCUCGAACUCGAAAAGAACAAGAACUAUUCAAAGGACGAACUUCGCGAACUCGCGCUCUCUGCUUUCCAAGCAUACGCUAAGAGUAGCUUGCCUCUUUUACUUAAGGAUGGAGAGGAUGUCAAUACGACUAACUAUGCCCAACGACGAGAGGCAGGAUACGGACAUGUUCUUGGAGGUGGCACAAUCUCUGGUGAGGGCAAGCCUGGAGACGACGAGGCCAAGGUCAAGAUGCACCUUAGCAACAUGUCCUCUGCAGCUGAAGCCAUUGCCUCAGGCGAGAUCUUCCCCGGAACCGACGAGAUUCUACUUCCCUACCUCGACGCACUUUACAAGGAAACCAUUGAUACCCGGGAUCAGACCAUGUUCACAGAUCUGACUCAGAGCAUGGAGAAGCUAUUUAUGGACGAUAUGGAUGCGCUAAACGUGCUCCGACCUGACGUUAUUACUCGUGUUACCGAAUACGUUCCCCAGAUUGCCGACUUCGUCAAGACAAUCGUCGACAAGGGAUUCGCGUACGAAGCUGAUGGAUCUGUCUACUUCGACAUAUCCGCUUUCGAGAAGGCCGGAAAUACUUACGCACGACUGCGUCCCGACAACCGAAAUGACAAGUCCCUCCAAGAAGAGGGCGAGGGAUCCCUAUCCAAGGGCCUUAGUGGAAAGAAAAACCCUGGUGACUUCGCUUUGUGGAAAAAGUCAAAGGCUGGUGAGCCUUUCUGGCCUAGCCCCUGGGGAGAUGGCCGUCCUGGAUGGCAUAUUGAAUGCUCAGUGAUGGCGGGAUCUGUUCUGGGACCUAACAUGGAUAUUCACUCCGGUGGUAUCGAUCUUGCAUUCCCUCAUCAUGACAAUGAGCUGGCACAGAGCGAAGCUUACUUCUGCGAGCAUGGUAAGGGCGAACACACAUGGGUCAACUAUUUCCUCCAUAUGGGUCACUUGUCAAUCUCUGGCUCCAAGAUGUCAAAGUCGCUCAAGAACUUUCAGACAAUCCAGGAUGCGCUUGCUACAACCUACUCAUCCAGAGGCAUGCGAAUUGUCUUCCUCAUGGGCCGAUGGAAUGACGGUGUCGAAAUCUCACCUGACAUGCGAUUGCAGGCUGACAACUGGGAGUCAACUGUCAGCAACUUCUUCAUCAAUGUCAAGGCAUUGCUUGCCGAGGCUGGAAUCUCACAUGGAGUCAAGUCCCUGUCUUUGAGUGCGGAUGGCAAGGCAAGUGAGGGUCUCAUGGCUGAGCUGGAACAAGCCAAGCAGGACUUUGAGGCUGCCAUGACCAACUCAUUCGAUACACCAAAGGCCAUGUCUGUCAUCCUCAAGCUAGUCAACACUGCCAAUGUUCACUUGAGGGAUAACAAGGAUGCUGACCUUCAGGCUCUUGAGUCUAUUGCCCGAUGGAUCACCAAGAUCGUUGGAAUCUUUGGUCUUGAUUCUAAUUCUUCGCCUCCAUAUGAAGGUCUUGGCUGGGCGACAGUGAUCGCUUCGGAUGUCGAGCCCAAGACAGCUGUGCAGCCCUACGCUGAUGCGUUUUCCAAGGUCAAGUCAGAUGUUUCUGGUUUAUCUCUUGAGAGUGGAGACAUUUCUUCAUUGCUUGAGCAAGACCCUGCAGCUGAGUUUGAGUCGAUCUCAUCAGGUGGCUCUCGCGACCCUGAGGAACUGUCCAUGCCUUACUUGCGGGCUGUCUCCAAGCUUCGUGACGAGCUACGUCGCAUUGUUGGAAACCAGACACCUGAAACGAAGAAGGCUAUUCUCGCAUUGACUGAUCGCAUUCGUGACGAAGACCUCACAAAUCUUGGUGUUUACCUGGAUGACAGACCCGAUGGCCAAGCCUCCUUGAUCAAGUUCAUUCCCGCUGCCGAGCUGAUUGCUGCGCGCGAGGAGAAGGUCGCUCAAGCUGCUGAAAAGGCGAAAAAGAAGGAGGAGGCGCGACUCGCCCGGGAGAAAGCCGAUCAAGAGGCUCGCGAAAAGGCCAAGGUAAGGCCUGAAGAUUUAUUCAAGGGUGAUGAGAGAUAUAGCGCUUGGGAUGAGCAAGGACUUCCUACUAAGAUGAAGGAUGGAAGUGAUGUGCCCAAGAGCCAGCUGAAGGGCUUGAAGAAGCAAUGGGACCGACAGAAGAAGGCACACGAUGAUCUCAAGGCCAAGGGACUAUUGUAG
Molecule: messenger RNA, 2403 nt
Organism: Fusarium sp. VM40
Lineage: Eukaryota; Fungi; Ascomycota; Sordariomycetes; Hypocreales; Nectriaceae
Source: the annotation of a GenBank genome assembly